AGUACGAACCAGAAAGGUAUUGCGGCGGACAGGUGCACACCGGUGCUGUGAGGUAAGCAUCGUUGUUGCCUCUUCUCUUCUUUACCUUCCGUGCUCCACGGUCGACUCGGCCACGAAUUCUGUUUAAGCAGACUUUAAUAAUUGUUUUAAACACUUUUUUUGGGGGGAUGUUCAAGAGAAGAGGAAGCUGGCGGGCCGCGCUGGGUCUUGGCCGACCGCGGUGCAGCAGACUCACCGCCACCAACACGAUGGACGCACCACCGUCACCACAACUCACAUCUUCUAUAAUUAACGCUAGCAUCGGCAUUACAGUGAAAGCGAACAACUCGUCUUUCUCCUCUUCGUCGCCGUCUACCUCCUUCUUGGUCGGAGCGAAGCCGCACGCAUCCCUUUUGGCUGCAUUCUCCGAAAAUGUGGUGCAGAGACGAGAACAUGCCCUCGUUGCGUCCUCACUGGCAAUGAUGCCCAGUAACGGCACUGCUCCAGUCGGGCAAGGAGAAACUCUCCAGCACGCGUUAGCCACCCGGGAUGCGUUUCGCGUCUUUUGCGCAAUUCUCCAGCAAAAACAAGAACCCGCGUUGAUCGGCGCGUGCGCUGUGGGGAAGAAUGACGUGGAGGAGAUCCUGUGCAACGCUGAAAGGGAGGCGAAUUCGGUGGCGACGAUGUUGUGUGCGUGCGUCGCUGUGACCUUAAGUCCCGCGGACUGGCCGAUUUGGGUCGCCACCCGCUUUGAGUCGUCAGGCCCCGCAUCUCGCCCAGUGACACCAGACUUUACUCCGAGGAGUAACACAGCUGGCGGCACCUCAUCAACAGCUGCGACACAGACGUGGGCGGCACUGUCGCCGCUGCACCUGCUCGCUGCACACACCCUUCGUAAUAUUGCUCGCCAGCUUCCGCGCUCCGCACAAAUUGCUGCGGUGUCUCCCUUGCCGCUCCUCCGGUGGUUGGCUCAGUUGUGCGGUGUAUGCCUCGCGCCAUCGCCACAAGCCGCGUUGAGGCUGGCGCAGGAGGUAGGAAAGGUUUCUCUGGAUGCAGCUGGGAUCGCGCUGACGGCUCACUGUGCUGCCAGCGCGUUGACUCUAUACGACACUGCCCAACAUCAACAGCAGCAGCAGCCUUUGAGUUCAGCCAAAACAGUACCGCAAGAGGAGCGGUGGCUUUCUUUGUGGACGCAGCUCACCCAGCCUUCUGCGGCGCCGCCCUCUCGGAUACCCUUUUCCUUGUCCACCGCCGUCACCUCCGGCAGGGCGGAGAACUGGUCAGACGGGCUCUCCCCAGCCGCCCUGCGAGCGGCGCGAGUCUCGUGGCACUUGCAUUGCCUCCUCACGGUGAAGGAGGCGAGCCACGCCGCCCGCCUGCUCACCGGGACGUUGCAAGAUGCGAAUGGUGCGAAGAACGAAAGCCGAAAAACGGACACGCAACGUGACGCUCGUGUGGACUCCGCAGAAGGUCUGCGCGUCGCUCUGCCUAUCACGCCUGCGACACAGGCCGAGCUUCUUGCGUCGUUGCCUCUGCCGCUGCUGGAGGAAGAUCGACUGGGGGAGCGGCUGAGCUUCAGUCUGCUGACAGAAAUGCAUAACACGAUGGACUCGCCCAUCGAGGUGUGCGCACCGCCACUGCCGCGACGACCGUGCUCCUUCGUGCCGGCUGUUUGGACGCACGCCGUCGUCUAUGCACGCAUGCUGCGGUACAUCCUGUCCUCCACUGCCCAGGUGCAACGAGAGAGCGACUACGUGCAGCACCUGCACGACUUGGCAUUGCUGCUGUCCAGCGCCAACGUCUACGCACUGGCGGCGUCGUUUGUGCCGGCUGAUCAGCCGCUGACGGUGGUGAUGGUGGCGGCGAAGGACGCGCAUCGCGAAGAACACAUGCGGCAAGUGGUGAGCGCGGUGCGUGCGGUCGUGGACGUUUUGUGCGAAGAGCCGACGCCGCCAUCUGCUUCCGCUUCCGCUUCCGCUCCGACUUCCUCUCGAACAGUCACACAAGGGGGCGGUGCACUGGCUACGACGACGGCAUCGUUGCCGUUGCGCAGCGCUGCCCGCAAGCAAACGACACGACGGGCGGAUGCACACUCCCUGCGUGUGCAGCAAUUCACGAACACGCUCGGCGCCUUCUCCUGGAAGUGGCGCGAAGACGUUAUGGGCGACGUCGACGGUGCGGUGAAGGCGGCGGUGCACCUCCUUUCCUCGUUGCUGGAGCUGUGCUCGAGUCGAAAGACGAGCCUGCCGCUCCGCAACGCCGAGCCAAAGUGGCGCCGCGAACUGCGAGAGCGCACGGCGGUUCGCGCGCACAAGUUCGAGGUACUGCUGCAGGAGCUGCCGCAUGCGGAGAUACGAGCGGUGCUGCGCACGUUACUGGGGCACGGCUACCAUCGCGAGGGCAGCCAGCUCGGGGUGUCACUGCUCAAAGGGGAUCAGGUUGAUUUGCGCUACUACACAUUGCCUUUGCUGGGAUCGCUGUACUUGGCCGUAUCUGCGUCCGCUGCUGCACAUCUGCCGGCGGUGACGGUCACGGAGGCAACGCAAGGUGCUGCCGGCGAGUCCGACAGGUGGAGGCAAUCGGUCUACCAGAUGUAUCGUCGGCGAUUUGAAAUCUACGGCGAUGCGGACCUCAACGUCCACGCACCAUCGUACACCACACUGCAGAUGGAAGGUGGAAAGACAACGACACAGGAAUGUAUGAACAGUACGCCUUCUUCGCCCUCCACGUCCACCGCAACGGCACUGGUCCGCACCCCGGAGAACAAACUGGUGGAGGCUUUGGUUCUGGCCAGCACGGCUCCCACCUCUGCUUCUCUCGAGAACGGAACAGCGGAGCUGGCCAAUUGUUUCUUGAAUCGACGCGUCGUUGUUGCUGGGCGUGGUGUCGUCGUGGACGUCGGUGCGUCGUACCGCCCUUUACACGGAGGGGCGGUGUUUGGUUCGUGGAUUCGGAAGGGUACGGCGAGGCUUUAA
Messenger RNA from Leptomonas pyrrhocoris, 2954 nucleotides. RefSeq lists its product as hypothetical. The record is from RefSeq and is a predicted model, not a curated record. The coding region runs from base 168 to 2954 and encodes 928 amino acids. Lineage: Eukaryota; Euglenozoa; Kinetoplastea; Trypanosomatida; Trypanosomatidae. The transcript has a single exon.